Neodiprion virginianus is the source of this 1646-nucleotide messenger RNA. Its product is annotated as ornithine decarboxylase 2-like. The record is from RefSeq and is a predicted model, not a curated record. Gene Ontology annotation, cellular component: cytoplasm. The coding region runs from base 158 to 1444 and encodes 428 amino acids. Lineage: Eukaryota; Metazoa; Arthropoda; Insecta; Hymenoptera; Diprionidae. The transcript is spliced from 7 exons. Gene Ontology annotation, molecular function: ornithine decarboxylase activity.
CAAACCGAGUUAUUUGUUCCGUAUUGGCCGAACAUAGCGGAUAUAGUUAUUGUCUGAACUACAUAGAUACACUGUGCGCGUAUAUUACUUAAACUACAAUAUUUAUAAAGGAAUAUUCACAUUCAACCCGCACGUAUUGACAAUUCGAGUUUUUAAAAUGACAUUCAAUGAAGUUCGAGUUAUAGACGAUACCGAGGACCACUUCACUUACAUCGCAGAAAUCACGAAAAGCAACGAACAGGAAGAUGCCUUUUACGUGUUAGACGUAGGGGAUGUCGUAGAACAGCACCGAAAAUGGUUGUCAACAAUACCCAGGGUGGAACCUCACUUCGCAAUAAAAUGCAACCCUAAUGGAACGGUGAUAAAGACAUUGGCUGCCCUCAAUGCUGGUUUCGAUUGUGCUUCAAAGGAAGAAAUUAGUCAGGUUUUGUCAGCUGGGGUGUCAGGUGAUCGCAUCAUCUUUGCCAAUACAAUGAAACAAAAUUCGCACAUCAAGUACGCUAGGAUGGUAGGAGUGACCAAUCUUACCGUCGACAGCGAAGAGGAAUUGUACAAAAUGAAGAACUUGUUUCCCGAGGCAAACAUUAUUAUCCGUUUCCGGUGUGAUGCGGCCGUAUCCGAGAUAGAACUGGGUUCCAAAAGUGGCUGCGAUCCAAUCUUCGAAGCACCACAGCUAGUAAAAAAAACCAGAGAGCUGGGGCUCAAUCUUCAUGGGUUCAGUUUCCACGUGGGAAGUGAUUGUGGCGAACCUAUGGCUUAUGGCCGAGGAAUCGGUAUCGCCCAAAAUUUGUUCAAGUAUGCGGAGUCACAUGGUUUCCAAAAUGUAAAGCUACUUGAUAUUGGAGGAGGAUUUCCCGGCGGCGACAAGUCCAUCGAUGAGAUCGCCAAGAUAAUCAACGAGGCCUUGGAAGGGGUGGAUCCGUCGAUAAGAGUAAUUAGUGAGCCAGGGAGGUAUUACGUAGCCUCAGCAUUCACCCUCGCCUCUUUUGUGUUCGGUAAGAAAACCGUUACCGAGGAAGGCAAGAUCCGGAACAUGUAUUGGAUAAACGAUGGAAACUUUGGAUCAUUCAUCGACCAUCUGUUGGCAAUCAAGACUUACUCACCGAUUGCUUUGAAUAAGCCGGUGUGCGAAAAGAAGUAUCUGUCAACCAUUUGGGGACCAACGCUCGACCCUUAUGACUGCGUUAUUCGUGAUCAUUGGUUUCCCGAACUUAAAAUCGGUGAUUGGUUAGUAUGGCCUAACAUGGGUGCCUACACUCUUUCUUUGGCGGGAACCUUUAACGGAAUCCUUCCACCAGCUGUAUUUCCCUUCAUCAAGAGGGAAGCGUUGAAAUCGUUAGACUUGGAACAAAAAACGCAUCCGAAAAUUAAAUCUCUUUUCGGAACUGAAGAGAACCACUGGGAUCAACAAUCAAAAAGUACGUCAGUAACAAUAAUCCAAUGAUGGAGGCCAAGUCUCUGUAGAUUAUAUGGAAACGAAACACCGUUAUACUAGCCCGCCAGUACCCAAUCCAAAUGUCCAAAUGUGCAUUCGUAAUAUACUGUAGCUCUCGCUAGAAUUACGAAAUAAAAUGUGGAUACUUGAGCUUGUGUGACAAAUAAGUGGUGAAAAUUAAAAUGUUGAGAAAAUUAUGUUUAUUGCUAAA